AUGCCCAUGCCCACUACUCCAUCUACUGCUGAAACUCAAUUGGUUGGCUAUACCACCACCCUUACCCCCAUCCCAUUAACUCUCCCUACUGCUAAAACUCAAACGACUGAGAAGGCAACCAACCUUACCACCAACACAAUCUCGACAACUCUACCUACUGCUAAAACUCAAUUGAAUGGGUUGGAAACCAAACCUACCACCAAUACCAUCCCCAAAACUUCACCUACUAUAGAAACUCAAACAAUUGGACAGACCGCCAUCCCCUCUUCUAGAGGGAACCCCUGCCAGGAUGGUGAAGAAAUUCUAAUCAGUAGCAGCUUAAAAGCGGAAGGGUUCCCCCUCUCAAGAGUUCUUGUGGAAUUGCUUGAGAGAGGGCUUAAUGUUGUUAGCUAUGUUUCUACAAAAGCAAAUGAAAUGUCGCUGCAUAUAAUUCAGUGUGAGGCCAGCGAUAUCAGAUGCAAUGAUCUAUCCACGCUUACAGGAAGACUGACCGACGUGAUUAACCUUAGACGUGAUAACUCUUAG
Fraxinus pennsylvanica is the source of this 525-nucleotide messenger RNA. NCBI's taxonomy places the organism in Eukaryota, Viridiplantae, Streptophyta, Magnoliopsida, Lamiales, Oleaceae. The record is from the annotation of a GenBank genome assembly.